This is a messenger RNA of Umbelopsis ramanniana AG, 1916 nucleotides long. RefSeq lists its product as uncharacterized. NCBI's taxonomy places the organism in Eukaryota, Fungi, Mucoromycota, Umbelopsidomycetes, Umbelopsidales, Umbelopsidaceae. Bases 70 to 1545 code for a protein of 491 amino acids. The transcript has 3 exons. The record is from RefSeq and is a predicted model, not a curated record.
AUCCGAUCCCAUUCGUUCCUUUCAGGCAGCUGUUCGGACAAACCCACCCAUUACAAUCCUUUUUAAACAAUGAAGCAAAUUCAGCCUCUUAUCACAGCUGCUAUCCUUGCCAUCGCGCUUGUUGCAUCCACCAGUGCUGCUCCGACCCAAGACAAGCGAUCUCUUCUACAUCUAGAUGAAACAAUCGGAAAUCUUCUACACACUGAUAUCGAUGUCCUUGGAAAGGACGAUCUCUUGAAAGUUUGCUUGCAUCUCAACUUGAGCGGUGGCCCAUUGCCAACUAAAUGCAAUGGUCUCAUUGAUACAGAUAAUCAAGAAGAUUGUGGUUGCGAAGACGACGACGAUAAAGACCACGGCAAAGGUGAUGGUGACCAUGAUGGUGACAAAGACCACGGCAAAGGCGAUGGUGACCAUGAUGGCGACAAAGACCACGGGAAUGACAAGGGAAAUCAUGACGCUACGAAUCCUGAUGACGAAACAGGACAUCCUGGAGAUCAUGACGGAUCCGGAGAAACACCAACGGGCCCAUCCGAUGAAGACUGUGAUUGCGGAGACGACAACGAUGAUGAUAAUGACGAUGAUGAUGACAAUGACAACGACGAUGAUAACGACGACGAUGAUGACAAUGAUGAUGACAAUGACAACGACGAUGAUGAUGACGAUGAUGAUGACAAUGGUGAUGACCAUGACAAUGACAACGACGACGACGACAAUGACGACGACAAUGACAAUGACAAUGACAAUGACAAUGACAAUGACAAUGACAAUGACAAUGACAAUGACAAUGACAAUGACAAUGACAAUGACAAUGACAAUGACAAUGACAAUGACAAUGACAAUGACAAUGACAAUGACAAUGACAAUGACAACGACAAUGACAACGACAACGAUAACGACGAUAACGAUGACAACGAUGAUGAUGAUAACGAUGAUGAAAAUGGCAACGACGAUGACAACGACGAUAACGACAACGACAACGACAACGAUAAUGACAAUGACAAUGGCAACGAAGAUGACAACGACGAUAACGAUGAUGACAAUGACAAUGAUGAUGAUACCCCCAAGGAUCAGGGUGAAAGCUGCAGUGGAGCUCCAACCACUAGACACAGUGACAAGACUUGUUCGCCCGUUGAAAUUAGCCUCAAGGCAACUCUGCCCGAUCUUGAUGUUAAGAUCAAUUCCAUCAUUUCUACUGUUAGUAACAGAGCACAAGUUCUGAUAAGCGCAAAGGUCAAUACUCUCCUCGCUGGAAAAUCUACAACCGAAGCAGCACUUGAAGCUAAGGUAAAGGCAAGCAUUGAGCUACUGAAAGGUGGAAUUCCCAAGAAGGACACCAUCACUGUUACCGACUGUGGCAGAGACCAUCCCAAUGCCAUCGUUAUUGAUGCUGUGGUAGACCACCUCCUCAAUAUUAAGGCACAAGUUCGUUUGAAUCUCUCAAAACUACUGGGAAGUGUGUCAAGACCACUUAACCGUCUGCUCGAUGUUCAUUUGCAAGCUGUCAUUGACGGUCUUCUUAUUGUCAAAGCUGACGCCGAAUUCUAAAAACCGCAAUAUCCAGAGACCAUACAACAAUUUAUUAUAUUUCAAAUUCGGCAUACACUCAAAUUUUCCAUAGAUAUCAUACUAUGGGCCACAACCUAGGAUAGUCCCCCAUUUCAUCGAUAUGAUGAAAUCAUGGUUUAUGGAUGCCUCAUCUGCCUGUACUGAUUAAGAGCGUUUUAUAACUGAGCAUCAAGCAUAUUCCCGUUUCAAUAAAAAAGCAUAUUCAAGAGAUUUGAACUGCCCUCUUGACAACGCUGGAUUAUAGGUAGUCCAUAUAUGAUUUCGCCAUACUAAAUGUCAAAUAAUAAAAUAUCCUGAGCAUUUACUAGAUCACUUAUGGUUUAAAAUAAGAUGCUUAAUAGCCAAGUGCC